This is a messenger RNA of Hemicordylus capensis (graceful crag lizard), 3899 nucleotides long. It is a transcript of the gene TIMM8A, whose product is annotated as translocase of inner mitochondrial membrane 8A. The transcript has 2 exons. NCBI's taxonomy places the organism in Eukaryota, Metazoa, Chordata, Lepidosauria, Squamata, Cordylidae. The coding region runs from base 869 to 1162 and encodes 97 amino acids. The record is from RefSeq and is a predicted model, not a curated record.
CGUUCAUUCACACACACACGGGUCUAGAGCGUCGCCUCAGCAGCGCCUUGGGGCUGGGGAGGGAGAACUGCGCCGAAGCGGAACGAUAGUGUCGGGGGUCCCGCUUCCGGGAGGAAGGAAAAAGGAAGCGGGACUCGGGAGCGGAUUUGGCCGGGGACCGGAAGCUGAGCGGCGCAAAGCGGGCGAAGUUGCUGGGGGCGACGGCCGGAGCCGCGGCGGGAGGAGAUGGCGGGGCUGUCGGCGCGGGACCCGGCCGUGGAUCGGCAUUAUUACUUUUAAUGUUUCACUGUUGUUAUCUUCUAUAUUUGCACUGUUUAUUGUAUUUUGUCAUUUGUUCAUCAGCCACCUCAGUGUAACAGCAGUGUGUUGGAAAGGCAGGGUAUAAGUGUUUUCCAUAAAUGCGUUAAAUUCAUUUUUCAAACAGACCUUUCAUAAGGAAAUCGAAUAAAUAAUAAAUAAGAAGAAAAAGAACAUAGGAAGAGCCCUGCUGGAUCAGGCUGAAGGACGCCCAUCUAGUCCAGCCUCCUGGUGGCCACAGUGGCCCACCAGAUGCCGCUGGAAGCCUACUGGCAGGAGCUGAGAGCAUGCAGCCUCUCUCCUGCUGUGACUGACCGCUCUUUUCAUCGAGAGCCCACAACUCGGUGGUACUCUAGUCUUUUUGUGUCUAGAGAGCCCUCGAGGUUACUCUAGCCUUUUGGUGUCUAUGGCACGCGCGGCUGCGCUGCGGCUGCGCCGGAAAGGUGGGCUGCCGCUGCCAGUCCGGCGCCUGCGCAGUGUCGCCGGAAGGAAACGGUGGCUGUUGAGCAUGCGCGCUGCGCUGGCCGGGGGAGGCACGUGAAGGUCGCCUGCCCGCCGCCUUCUACUCGGCAUGGACCCGUCGUCUGCCGCGGGGGAGCUGGGGGCGGCCGUCAGCGACCCGCAGCUGCAGCACUUCAUCGAGGUGGAGACGCAGAAGCAGCGCUUCCAGCAGCUCGUGCACCAGAUGACGGAGCUCUGCUGGGAGAAAUGCAUGGACAAACCCGGGCCCAAGCUGGACAGCCGAGCCGAGACCUGCUUUGUGAACUGCGUGGAGCGCUUCAUAGACACCAGCCAGUUUAUUCUCAACCGGUUGGAGCAGACGCAGAAAUCCAAGUCGGCCUUCUCAGAGAGCCUGUCGGACUGAGUCGGGGCCAUGACACCCCCGUUUCCCUUAUUGCAGGGAAAGCCAUCUAUUAAAUUGGGGAGGAGGAGAAAGAAGAGCAAAGGACCAGCAGGGGUAGGCUGUGCAGGAGGAGGUUGGCUGCUCCGUGUGGGACAGACUCCAGGGCUUCCUGCCCCCUCAAUCAGUUCUGAUUUUAAAGUUCUCAUCUUGUGAACGUUACCAGCCCUAUAAGGCCACCCAGCGUCAUGCGCUUGCUGUUUGCUGCCCAAUUUUGUCACUUUAGAUCUGGACGCUCCAUCCCAGAACCGUGCGGUGUGAACAUCUUGCUUUCCCAAAGAUCUGGCCAGGGAAGCUCAUCUGUCGAUACUUGAAAACUUUCUUCUUCUUGGAAACAAGGAGGUUGGGAAGGCUUCGCACACGACUGUCGCUCCUGGGACAGGCAGCGGGGCAAAGGUGCCUUACAAAUGGGGCUGUGUGGGGGCUGUGGUGUCUCCAUUUAGCACGACUCCUGAGCCGCGCCGCAGAGUAGCUUGCCUGCCAGCCAUUCAGAAGUGCAGCUGACUGACCUCUGUACCCCACAGGCAGGGUACAAAGCUGGCUUGGUUUGCAGAAAUGUGUCGGAGCCUUGCUGUCUGUGACAUGAGGUACUUGCUCACACCCUCUCCUAGCAUAGUUAGGAAGAAACGCCCCAGGGGACCUGGCUGUUGGGAGGGAAUGUUGCUCAUGUGGUCCCGCAGAACUUCCCCCUAACAAGUAUAAAGGUUAAUAUUCACUUUCUCCAUGAAUUGCUUUUCUCCUGAUCACUGGAAUAAAUGUCAAUUGGAUCCAUUUUAAACUGCCUUCCGAGUUGGUAGCCGUUCCUUUGCCUAGGUUUGCCGCACUUCAGAAACGGAGGGAUUACUGUGGUAGCAUAGUGGUGCUCUGAAAUAAUGUACAUCUGUACAUGGCAGAAUGUCAGUGCUUUGUUGUUAAAAAAUAUCUGGAAACCCUUUUCUUGCUAUUGGCCUAAGCCAGGCAUCCCCAAACUGCGGCCCUCCAGAUGUUGCUGAACUACAACUUCCAGCAUUCCCAGCCACAAAAAAUUGUGUCUAGGGAUGCUGGGAGUUGUAGUUCAGCAACAUCUGGAGGGCCACAGUUUGGGGAUGCCUGGCCUAAGCAAUAGGCUGUCAAUUAAGCGUGUAAAAUGCAUGCUAGUCCUUGCCCUGCAGGCAAGGACACCCAUCACUAGAACCCAAACAUUUGUAUUUAUUUGCCCGUUGACACUACAUGCUGCACAUACUAUAUAUGUGUGUGUAACUUGUGGCCCCAAAGAAACAACUUUUGUAAAGCUUUCCUGCUUGGUCACCUGGGAGAGAACCUUAUUUGCCCACAGGCAACCCCAAAGAAUUGUGGUUGGUAGAUUGACUAUAAAAUGGCCCAUCCUUAGCAAAGACACAUACAGAUACCCACAACAGGCUUCUGUGGAUUCCUCAGUAUAAAUUUUUUUUAUAGUUUGGAAUUUCCUGAAAUGAUUUCAAUACUGGCAAAUAAGAGAGAGGUCCCUGCCUUCCUCUCUUGCAGCACAGCUGAUACUAUCUUGAGCCUUAAACAAACUUAGGAUGGUAUUCAUGGGCCAGAGCCCUGAAAUUCUCUGCUAAAGUGGUAGGUAAAUAUACUGUGUGGCUUGAAUCCUAAGUUGCUCUUGCACAAAGCUAAACAGCUCAGCAAUGAAGAGCGGAAUGAGUACCGGAUACAGUGGAAGGUCCUUUGCACCUGCAGGUAGUAAGAUGAUCUACUGCCUGCUGCAGUGUUGCUAGGCCUGGUCUUGCAAGUUCAAGCCACCAUAGAGUUGUUAGCACAGAAGGUGCCACAAGAGUCUUGUUAUAUUUCCAGUCUUGUGUCUCAGGGAGGCAAUGGCAAAAUGCUAGCAGAUAUUUGCAAGCAAACUGUGGGACUGUGCUGGCAGAAAGCAUAGAUCAGAAGACCUGGUUUAUUAUAAGGGCCAAGAAAGGUGCUUAUGCAUUUGCUGGAUAAGUGCCAGUUCAGGCAAUGUGCUCCUAGAUUAACUUAAGGAUGUUCCCAUCUGCUUUCCCUUUUAGAUGCUAUCUGAACAAAAGUGUUAUGAGAAUGAAAAACCAGCCCCGUAACACAAUUGGAAGCUUUUUUGACUCUUUCAGAAAGACUGGGACUAAUAGAAAAGGCAAAGACCAACCACAUGUGUGAGUGUGGUCUCCCCACCCCAGAGAGUUAUUUUCAAGUUCCUAGUAGGUAGCCAUUUGUUUCAAUGGCAGAUGAAACAAAAUGGAUUAAUUUGGCUCAGAGACACCCAUCCUGUUCUGCUUCAGAUCAGAAGGUUAGUCCUGCACCCAAGUCCUCUGCCUUAUCAGCUAGCCACAUAUUCCAGACUUUCAGCAAAUGAUUAGGUUGCCUGCAGAAGCUAUAGUCCUUUCAGCAAUUGGUUUUCUCUAUAGUUCAGAGGCAAAACAUGCCCCAUAGGCAUAGCUUGCAAGAAUCCAAAGCGGUUGCUUUGGAACGUAAGAAGUUCAUUCUUGCUUGAAGCACCUGGCAGUUCCAUUGGCCACAGCACAAAUCGUUUUCACCUGUUCGGCCUAUCCAAGUGACUUAAGGAUGUUCAGUGGGAAUGAGAAACAGGGUUGUGGCUAUUAUGGGUGAAAAGGUUGAAUUUAAGGUAAAUGGAGUGUUCUGGAUGUAUUGCUUUUCCCUGAGCACUUUUGCUUGGCUGUAUUCUUCUUCAGUAUUAUUAACCUUUUGUACCAUG